GUGGGGGUUGGGGGGAGGGGAGACUGUGGCGAGAGUGUGGAAGUGGCGCUGCCCUGCCCUUGGCUUGGGCUUGGGCGUGGCAUGCCACAGAUAUAGUUGAACCGCGGCAUCUUUUUUGCACUGGAGGUUGUUGGGCGUGGCGGACAGAUUGUCGUGUCGUGAAGGAGGGUCGAAUUAAUUGAAUUAAUCCACCACCGUUCCAUCCUGGUGGUCUUGGGAGAUUCCCGAGGACGACCGGGGGAUCGGGGAGAGAGGGGACUGACUCAUCUCCAUUUUUGUAGGGUUCUGACUCUCUCGUGGCUUUGUGUUUGCGGGUCUAGGAGCAGGGUGGUUUCCGAGCCGGCGAUAGAGGCGCACAGAGCUAGAACGUGUGGCAAGGUGUUAGGAAAAGGAAGCAGGGACCGAAAGUGUGAUGUGCGGUGAGAGGGUUUUGGAAUUGUGCGGACAGAGGCGAUUGGAAUACCUGGAGAUUGAUCUUCUUGCUGCGGUGCUGAACAAGGCUUAGGUGAAGGUCUUUCCAAUUGAGGAGGAUGAUGUCCUCAUCGUCUAAUACGACUAAGUGGAUGUCGUAUCUGGAGGAGGGUUUGCUGGCAGAAGAGGAGGUCCAGCCUACUAAUCCCUUCUUCUGGUGCUCCAGCCAGCACCCUGUCGAGCAAGUCGAUUGCAGUAUCGAUAAUGAAUGUUCGAAGGGAGGUCCAGAUGUGCCCGAAAGAAGUUUUUCCCGAAAGAGGUCUCGAGAAGAGAUUAGUGGUGGUGCUGGCAACAAAGCAUGUCGUGAAAAGAUGCGCCGUGAUCGCCUCAAUGAUAGAUUCUUGGAAUUGGGUGCGAUAUUGGAACCAGGCCGACCGCCUAAGACUGACAAAGCCACUAUCUUAAGUGAUGCUGUUCGUAUCUUGACUCAGCUUCGAGCUGAGGCUCAAGGGCUUACAGAAUCCAACAAUCAACUGAGAGAAACAAUCAAGGAUUUGAAGAAUGAGAAGAAUGAACUGCGUGAGGAGAAGUCACGAUUGAAGGCUGACAAGGAAAGAUUAGAGCUGCAAGUGAAGGCAAUGACCAUUCCCACCAGAUACAUGCCUCAUCCUGCAGCUAUUCAUGCAGCAGCUGCUGCCUUCUCAGCACAGGCACAAGCUGUAUCAACCAAAGCUGCGCAAAUGGCUGGUUAUUCUGGCAUGGCCAUGUGGCAAUGGAUGUCGCCUGCUGCUGUGGAUACUUCGCAAGAUCAUGUCCUGAGGCCUCCAGUGGCCUAGAGCUAUUCAAUUCUGCUUUUUUAAUCUCAGUCUUUACAGUAGGAGGGUCGAUCUUCUCAAUCCAUAGUCAUGUGUAAAUUAUGUUGAAAGGACAUUUAUUUGAUUUUGGAAACUGGUGUUAGAUUUCUCACCUCUUCAAAUGAGUAAAACAGCAAUUUCCUCUUAGGACUCUGAGUAACACCAUCUGCUAUGGUGCUCGAAAAGCUGCGUGAUCUAGUUGCUGUUCCUCCAGACGUCCUUGUAUUUCAUAAUUGAUAUGUUUCAACUGACGAACUCUCCUCACAAAUGUUUCUGUGAAGGGUAUAAAAGUUAGUUGACCUA
This is a messenger RNA of Physcomitrium patens, 1568 nucleotides long. RefSeq names its product transcription factor bHLH115. Gene Ontology annotation, molecular function: DNA-binding transcription factor activity; protein dimerization activity. The record is from RefSeq and is a predicted model, not a curated record. Gene Ontology annotation, biological process: intracellular iron ion homeostasis; regulation of DNA-templated transcription. Lineage: Eukaryota; Viridiplantae; Streptophyta; Bryopsida; Funariales; Funariaceae.